AAUUACUGAGUGUUAGGGUAAAACGACCUUAUAGCAUUCAUUUCUAAAUUGAUUGUAAGAAAGGCUAAAUAUAUCCAAUCCCCUGAAGUAUUUAUUAUAGCUGUGACAUGCUCUAGAAAUGAAACUAUUUGCAGCAAACUUGGUCCUGCUGAAUUGUAUUACAAACGUGUUGUCAGACCUAGUUCUAUUUGGACAACGGAAACCAAUCCUCUGCAAAAGAAACGGCGAAUCUACAAGGUCAUUAAUAAGUUUUUAAAGAAAUAAUUGAUCUCUAACUAUUCUGCGAUGUUCCAAGGAUGUAACAUGUAACUUUGUUUCACAAUCAUCAAUGAUUAAGUUAACAUUAAUUCUAUUUUCUAAGUAUUUUUACAAAUUUUUACUCUAAGAAGUCUGAAUAGAACAGAAACGCAACAAUCACUUUGCUGUGGUCUUAUCUUAGUAGUCGACCAGCAAUCGCUGCAGCUGUGUAGAAAAACUGUCCAUUAGAUACCUACACAACGAAUUAUCAAUGAUAUCACUUUGCUGAAAAUCCAUAAUAUAGCUCUUAUCCGGCCAACAACAAUUACAAAACUGUUAUCUGUAUGCAGACCGUCUGAUUGCAUAACAUAUAAUUUUUGUUAGACGUGAGUGGGCUGGUAUAUUUUUUAAGAAACCGUUAUCUCUAUAAAACACACCAUACUCACAGUGUAUACUAGUCUCGUAACUCAAACUCCAUCGUAUGCCCGUGAAACAAACACGUAUUUCGGGUUGUCGGUUGCAAAAUUGCUUAUUUAUACGAUCUCACAGUAAGCUUUUUUUAUUUUAAAAAGAGUUCUUAGUUAAGUAUUUUCUUUAUCUAGCCAUCGAAUUUUAAAAAAGGAACUUUUAAACAAAGUUUUAUUCUUCCGAUCGAAUAAUUGUAAUUCAAAGUUCUGUUCGAAAAUUAAAAGGAAGAUAAACAGUUUUAUGAACAUGGUGAAGGUUAAAGUGCAACAAGGAUGGUUGGAAGGCGAAACCCUCGAGUGCUCAACUGGACAAGGCAGCUACCACAGCUUCAAAGGGAUCCCUUACGCCACACCACCUUUGGGAAAGUUGAGAUUCAAGGCACCACUGCCUGCUGAACCCUGGGAUGGAACCAGACAAGCUAAGGAAUUCGGACCAAUCUGCCCUCAGAAGGACUUAUUCAAUAACGAAACUUUCCUCGGCAAUGAAGAUUGUUUAUAUCUCAAUGUUUACUCUCCAAACAUGAAACCUUCUAAACCUCUCACUGUCAUGGUAUUCAUUCACGGAGGUGCUUUCAAAUGGGGUUCUGGAAAUGAUGAUAACUAUGGACCUGACUUCUUAAUGGCACACGAUGUCGUUUUAGUCACUUUGAAUUACAGACUGGAAGUAUUAGGAUUCUUGUGCCUUGACACAGAAGAAGUUCCCGGCAAUGCAGGACUGAAAGACCAAGUUGUGGCAUUGAAGUGGGUAAAAGAGAACAUCAGCAACUUUGGAGGAGACCCAAACAACAUCACAGUAUUCGGGGAAAGCGCUGGAGGAGCUUCCACUGCUCUGCAUAUCCUAUCACCUAUGUCUAAAGGCCUUUUCAAUAGAUGUAUACCUAUGAGUGGUGUACCUUUGUGUGACUGGGCAACACCAUUUGAACCUAGAAGGCGCGCUUUUGCAUUAGGAAAACUAUUUGGUUUGGACACGAAAGACCCCAAGGAACUACUAGACUUUUUGCAGGGUAUUCCAGCUGAAAAGCUUAUGGAUGUAAAUCCUCACGUGUUAGUUUCUGAAGAAGUAACUAGUAAAAUUUAUAAGAUCUUACCUUUUACUCCCGUCGUAGAGAAAGACUUUGGCAACAACAAUUUCAUAACGAAAACGCCAUUUGAAAUUUUGAAAAGUGGUAAUAUAAAUGAUGUGGACGUGUUAAUAGGAUAUACUAGUAUGGAAGGUUUGAUAAUGUUACCGCUGUUUGAUGCAAACACAGCUUCAUGGGAAAUGUGGGAAAAAUAUCCGGAACUCCUGGUUCCCCACAAUAUAUUAUACGAAUCGAAACCGAAAACAAAUUUAGAAAUUGGCGAUCGAAUUCAAAAGCAUUAUUUUGGUGAUAAAAAUAUUUCAGUGGACACAAUCAAAGAGUUGGUCUCCUAUACAAACGACUCAAUUUACGUCUAUCAUGUCUAUCGGUUUGUUAAGCUACUUGCAAAUAUUGGCAAAAGUAAAAAAUAUCAAUACAGAUUCUCUUGUGUUUCUGAUAGGAAUGUUUAUGGCCAAUCCGGUAAAAAACAUGACUUGAUUGGGGCAUCUCACAUGGAUGACAUGAUGUAUUUAUUCGAUGCAAAGAAGACCGUUCAGAAACUAGGAGAAAAAGAACAAACUCUUAUAAAGCAGACGUGCACAUAUUUCACUAAUUUCGCCAAGUAUGGUGUAAUGACCACGUCCUCCUCGGAGGUUCAGUGGCCGGAGUUUGGACAAGGCGAGUACUAUGGAGACAUUGGAGACCAGCUCACGAUCGGGCAGCACCUGGACGCCGACGCCAUCAGCUUCUGGAGGAGCAUCUAUGAAGACGCCGGAAUCGAGUUCGUUUAGGAUAGAGCAAAAAGUGAAGAAGAGAUGUAACAAAGAAUUAUUACCAAAAGAUAAUUGUUAUACGUUUAUUUGGAAUGUACUAAGGAAUGUUUUUCUUUUUAUAAUAUUGAAGGCUUUCUCUUACAAUUUCUUUUACCACUAUUUUUUUAUACAAAUCUUAAAUGACAACAAAAUCAUACAUCUCAUAUUAACUGUAAGAGAUAAUUAUUUAUCUGUCACAGCACCUAUAUGUACGAGUAUAUGUGACAGAAAAAAUAUUAUACUGCUGCCAUCUCAAAAUUUCAAACCUAAACCCAAUCCAGUUGCACUGCGGUCUUAGUGUCGCCGCACACGGGCCACUCGCCACGGUCACAAUCGCCGCCACGGGAAGCUAGAAGCGGCUACUAAAGUGGCUGAAGCGCGCGACAGCGGCCGACUAAGGCAAGGGAGAGAGGGAGGGGAAUCGCGCGAGUAACGUGUGGCGGCGUUUUGUAUGUGGCCGGUGCGGGCCACAAGAAGCCAGCAACGACAAUUUGUAGCGUGUGGCGGCCACCGGCUUAUCGUGUGUGGCGAGUCCAU
Molecule: messenger RNA, 3114 nt
Organism: Chilo suppressalis (striped riceborer)
Lineage: Eukaryota; Metazoa; Arthropoda; Insecta; Lepidoptera; Crambidae
Source: the annotation of a GenBank genome assembly